AUGUGGAAUGUUUUUAAUUUCAAUAAUAUUGAUGAUAAAUUAAAAAAUUUUAAAAAUGAAAAAGAAAUAUAUACUCACGAAGAUUUAAGGUAUUACUUUGAAAAGUUGGUGAAAAUAAACCUGAACAAUGUGAAUGUAAAUAACUUCAUAGAAUUAAUAAGAAAAAUUACUCAAAUAACAAUAUGGGGAGACAAAUAUGAUGAUCAAAUAUUUCAAUAUUUUUGUGAGGACAACAUCUUUAAUCACUUCAUUUAUUUACUGAAGCAGAAAAUAAAUAAGAAUAUCAGGAUACAAAUAUAUCAGUCUCUUACUAUGUUAAUACAAAACAUACAAAAGGAUAUAUCUUUAUAUUAUAUAUUCAGCAACAACAAAAUAAACAAUUUAAUUUAUACCACAUUUAUUUAUCAAGAUGAUGAAAUUAUGCCAUAUUAUAUUUCAAUGAUUAAAUCAAUUUCUUUUUUUUUGAAUUAUCAUACCUCCAAGUUCUUUUUUAACGAAAAGAGUAUGAAAUUUCCGUUAUAUACAGAAUCAUUGAGGCUAUACAAAUUUAAUGAUAUAAUAACUAGGACAUACGUUAAAAACAUCAUUCUUAAUAUACUCAAAAUUGAUGAUGAAGGUAUAGAGAAUUUAAUCUUAUUAAGGUCGUCGUUUUUUACCAUCCUAGUAUGUUAUUUAAGAAAUAAUUUAAUAAAGAUGAAUAAAAUAUAUACCAAAACAAAAGAAUCGAAAAAAUUAAAUAAACAUUUCAAUAAUUAUUUAGAAGAAAUUGAUGAUGUUUUAUAUUUUUUUGAAGAUAUGCUUAAUUGCGAAAAAAAAAGAAUCAAUGAUAUGUUAAUAGUAAAACUUAUUAUUUAUUUUUAUUUUCCAAUAAUUGGUUCUUUUCAUAACGCCAUAUAUUUUCAUGGAGUUCAUCCUGAAAGCGAUAGUAACAUUUGUAAUCAUUCAGAGAAACGAGAAGAACAAAGUAUGUUCAAGAAGGAUAUUACUAGUAAUGAUAUAAACGAGGAGCAACUUAAUUAUGGUAGUCUUGAUUAUGUAUAUUUUUCGAGUAAUGCAAAAGAUGGUACUUCUUCAAAACAAGUUCAUAUGAAUCAUGCAAAAAAAAAUGACACGAAUAAUGUGAAUAAACAAAAUGAAGAGGACAAAAAUGAUUUGUUAGAUAAAAAUGAUAUGGAAGAUAAAAAUGAUAUGGUAGAUAAAAAUGAUAUGGAAGAUAAAAAUGAUAUGGAAGAUAAAAAUGAUAUGGAAGAUAAAAAUAAUUUGGAUGAUAAAAAUAAUUUGGAUGAUAAAAAUAAUUUGGAUGAUAAAACUAAUUUGGGUGAUAAAAAAAAAGAUCAAAAACAGAAAAAUAUGCAUAAGAAUGAAAAAGUUCCAACAGAUUCACAUAACGAAAAAAAAAAGAAAGAAGUUGCUUUCAAAUUAAACGAACAAAAUGAUAAUGACAUGAUGGAUUAUCAAAAUAAUAAAAUUACAAAAGAUGAUGAUAGUAAUAAUAUUAAUAAUAAAGACGAAAAAGAUAAAAAUGAUAUAAUUUAUACUAAUCCUGAAAUAUCUUUAGAGAAAAUUCAACUGUUCAAUUCAUAUAAUAUUCCCUUUUUACGAUUAGUUGAUACUAAUUUUAGAAAUUGUAAAAAUUAUGAUUUUUGUAAAAGUUUAUCUUCAUCAAAUGAAUCUUCUAUGAAUUCUAACAUAAGCUACAUUGAAAGAGAGAAGGAUGAAGAUUUAUUUUUUAAUGAAGAAAAUAUAACGAAAACUGAAACUUUAACAAAUGAAGAUGAUAAUACUAUAAAUAAAAAUGAAUCUAACAAAAAGAAUGAAAGUAAUAACAAAAAAAAAGAGAAAAAAAGUGAAAAUGCUUAUGAAUUUUUGUACUUUAAAGGAAGAUUAAAUGUUAGGAGACAAAAGGAUACUGAUAAAAAUAAAACAGAAGCAAAUAAAAAAAAGGUCGACAAUGAAACAAGCACUGUAAAAAAUAAUAAUAUGAUUGAUCAAUAUAAUAGUGAUUCUAAUUUUAUAAAAGAAAAUGAUUUAAAAGAUUAUUAUUUUAAAAAAAGAGAAAAAAAAAAUAUAUUUAUUCAAUUAAACUCACGAAAUGGAAUAUUACAUAAAAAAAAAAAAAAUAAUAAUAAUAAUAAUAAUACACAAUUGAACAAUAAUUCUUUUAAUAAUAAUGAAGAAUUUUGUGAUAUAAAUAAUUUUAUAAAUAAUAAAGAAUUUUUAAAAGAUAUUAAACAAAAUAAUUUAUAUGAUUCAUGUUAUGUAGAAAUACCAACGCUCCAAAAAAAAAUUACUUUUGAUGAAAAUAUUAAUAAUGAUAUAUAUAAUUAUUUAUUUAAUUUUAAUUGUUUUACAUUAAAUGUAUUAAAUUUCUAUAACCAUAAUAUUAGUGUUACAAAUGUUUUCUACAAUAUUUUUAAAGUGGGCUUAUGUCUUCAUCCAUUGUGCUACGUAAACUCCUUUAAAAAUUUCUCUUUAUUAUAUAAUUAUCUUAUAAAUACGAACCUUUCUUUAUUUAUACUUAUCAGAUCAUUGAACAUACUUAAAAAUGAUAAAAUUAAUAAAAUCAUAUAUUCACUAAUUUUUGGGGAACAGAUUAAUGAAUGUUUUUUACAUAAAAUUUUAUCAAAUGAAUUAAAGGAUCCUUAUUUUUAUGCUUAUUUUUUUGAUGCACACAAAAAAAUGAAUAUCAAUAAAAAUACAAAUGAUGAUAUGGAAUUUGAAGAUAUUUACACAUCUUCCAUAAAUUACUUAUUACCUGAAUAUAACAAGGAAGAAGAAGCUUCCUAUUUAAAUCUAAUUAAUAAAUAUUAUAAUAAUAUGGUUACAAAAAUAUUAUCUUGUUCCAAAGAAAAUGGUAAAGGAGAACAAGGCGAAAAGGAAGCCAAAAGAAUUGUUAGUGAGGAAAAGAAGGAAAUUGAAGAAAAUAAAGAAAAUUGUUCGAUUAUUCAAGAAAAGGAGAUUAACAAGACAGGUGAUGAAGAUAAGAAGAUUAACAAGACAGACGAUGAAGAUAAGAAGAUUAACAAGACAGAUGAUGAAGAUAAGAAGAUUAACAAGACAGAAGAUGAAGAUAAGGAUAUUAACAAGACAGAAGAUGAAGAAAAGGAUAUUAACAAGACAGAAGAUGAAGAAAAGGAUAUUAACAAGACAGAAGAUGAAGAAAAGGAGAUUAACAAGACAGAAGAUGAAGAUAAGGAGAUUAACAAGACAGAAGAUGAAGAAAAGGAAAUUAACAAGAAUGAUGAUAAGGAUAAUCAUAAUAAAGAAAAAGUUGAUGAAGAUAAACAGAUUAACAAGACUGAUGAUAAGGAUAAUCAUAAUAAGGAUAAAGUUGAUGAAGAUAAACAGAUUAACAAGACAGAUGAUAAGGAUAAUCAUAAUAAGGAUAAAGUUGAUGAAGAUAAACAGAUUAACAAUACUGAUGAUAAAGAUAAGAAGAAUAAUAGUACUUGUCAGGAACAAAAAGAAAAAGAAUCAGUUGAUAAAAAAGGAAAACAAGAUGAACCAAAUGUUCUUAAAGAAAAGGAGUUGAAAGAUCAAGAAAAUAAAGAACAUGUUAACGAAAAGGAUAAUAAAAAAAAAGAUAUAUUGGAUCAAAAUUUUAAAGAGAAAGAUAUAAAUGAAGAAGCAACUGUGAUAGAAGAAGAAAACAAACAAACUAAGAUAAAUUCUAUGAAAGAAAAUGAGAAUAUUGGUGAUAUAGAAAAAAAUUUAACAAGUAACAACAUAAUGAAAUAUAACGAAUUAAGUAACCCAAUAUUACUUAAUUUCAUGUUACUUACGAAUAUACAAAAAGAGAAAAAUAUUAAAAAAUGUGAAAAAGAUAAUAUUAAAAAUAAAAUAUCAGAUAUAUAUUUAUUGUUAAGUAUCCAGUUUAUUUAUAAUUAUUUAAAUACAUCAGAUGACGAUUUGAAUAAUAUGAACAUUUCUUUUUUUAAAGUGUCUAAUUACAAUUUCUUAUAUAUUUAUUGGAACAUUAUAAAUGUCCAUAUAAAUAAUUUAUACUUACGAAUUAUUACAUUGAAAUUGUUAGUUAAUUUGACAUUAUUGUAUGUUCAGAAAAUAAAGGAUAAAAGUGUGUGUACCACAUUUGUAACACCAUUAUUAUCAUUAGUGGAAAAGAUUAAGAAAAAAUUGGCAAAUAAAAUUAAAAGCAUUAUAUGCAAAAUGGAAUAUAAAGUGUGUCAAAUAUUUUGGGAGGAAUCUAAAAUAUAUGAAAAUUGUUGUCAAGAAAAAAUAAAUAUAUGUGGAGACUCCAUAUUAAUGAAUAUCGUUAAUGAAGCAGAAGAAUUUGAGGAUUAUCACUUUCUGUCGUAUCCUGUGUCUCAAAUAGAAAUAUACAGAAGAAAUGUUCAU
Messenger RNA from Plasmodium reichenowi, 4356 nucleotides. RefSeq lists its product as hypothetical. The annotation marks the transcript as partial. Gene Ontology annotation, biological process: endosomal transport; endosome to lysosome transport; regulation of autophagosome maturation. The transcript has 9 exons. The record is from RefSeq and is a predicted model, not a curated record. Gene Ontology annotation, cellular component: late endosome; endolysosome membrane. NCBI's taxonomy places the organism in Eukaryota, Apicomplexa, Aconoidasida, Haemosporida, Plasmodiidae.